GUAGCCGUUUUAAGCCGAAGCGCAGAAAUCAAAUUCCAACAUCCUGCAAACCUCACAAAUCACAAGCCCUAACCCCCCACCGGUAGCUUCUCUCGUUUAUUACAGCCGCUCUUCAUCUUCUCGCCAGCGAUCUCAGUUUCAAUGAUUUACACAGCGAUUGAUAACUUCUAUUUAACUGAUGAUGAGCUACAAAACUCCCCGUCAAGGAAAGAUGGAAUCGAUGAGGCUACGGAGACAACUCUUAGGAUCUAUGGCUGUGAUCUUAUCCAAGAGAGCGGCAUUUUACUCAAACUACCUCAAGCUGUGAUGGCUACCGGUCAAGUUUUAUUCCACCGAUUCUAUUGCAAGAAGUCAUUUGCCCGUUUCAAUGUCAAGAAAGUUGCUGCUAGCUGUGUAUGGCUUGCAUCUAAACUCGAGGAAAGCCCUAGGAAAUCAAGGCAAGUCAUCAUUGUUUUCCACAGAAUGGAGUGCAGGAGGGAAAACUUACCCUUAGAGUUUUUGGACCUGAAUUCAAAGAAGUUUGCAGAGUUGAAGAUUGAGUUGAGCAAAACAGAGAGGCAUAUAUUGAAGGAAAUGGGUUUUGUUUGUCAUGUUGAGCAUCCCCACAAAUUCAUUUCAAACUACCUAAUGACCCUUGGAACACCCCAAGAAUUAAGACAAGAAGCAUGGAACUUGGCUAAUGAUAGUUUGCGGACAACUUUGUGUGUUCGUUUCAAGAGUGCAGUUGUGGCUUGCGGUGUUGUAUAUGCUGCAGCUCGUAGAUUUCAAGUACCUCUUCCUGAGAAUCCACCAUGGUGGAAAGCAUUUGAUGCAGAGAAAUCUGGGAUUGAUGAAGUUUGUAGAGUUUUGGCUCACCUAUAUAGCCUUCCUAAGGCACAGUAUGUAUCAGUCUGCAAGGAUGGAGAUUUUUCUUUUUCGAACAAGUCUUCAGAUUCCCAAUUGCAGCUGAUUUCAAAGGAAAUUCCACGGGCUACUAGCCUGCCAGCUAAUAAUAAUUCAACUGAACCAAAGGCAGCUCCAAGUGGUGUUAAUGCUGAAUCUGGCGGAUCCAAGGACAUAACAAAAGUUGCCUUAGACAAGCUGAAGGAAUCUAAAAAAACAGAUGAUGAAUCCAAGCCCGCUGAGGGAGAAGCAAGAGAAGAGCUCAUUCCAAGAUCAAAGUCUGAUCACAGAACAGAAGCGAGUGGUGACAAGAGCAAGGAACGGGACAGGGACAGGGACAGGGAGGGGGAAAGAGAGAGGGAUAGAAUAAAGGCCCAGGAUCGUGAUAGGGGCAGAGAUUCUGACCGGGAAAGAGAGCGUGAUGAAAUUGAAAGAGACAGGGAUAGGGCUAAGGAUCGAGGUCGUCAUCGUUCAAAGGAUAGAGGAAGAGAGUCAGGACACUCGGAGAAAUCAAGGCAUCACUCCUCACGUGACCGUGACUACCACAGUUCCUCCUAUUCAUCAAGGGAGAAGGACCGGCAUAGGCACCACUCAUAUGCUUGAACUGGCCAUUGGAAUGUGCGCACACUUCCUUUUUAGAGAUGUAGCAGCAGGGAUUGCCAGUACAGUACUUGUAUAUUAAUUUUUUUUUUGAGGUGUUAUAACAUAUCCUGUCUGUCCCAUUGCAACAUGACAGAGGAGCAAGAAAACACCAUCAUGUUUACAGUUAAAUUGAGAUCUAAAACAUAAGAGUUCCAUAAUGCUAGUUC
Populus euphratica (Euphrates poplar) is the source of this 1691-nucleotide messenger RNA. Its product is annotated as cyclin-L1-1-like. The transcript is spliced from 9 exons. The record is from RefSeq and is a predicted model, not a curated record. Gene Ontology annotation, biological process: regulation of transcription by RNA polymerase II. The coding region runs from base 142 to 1485 and encodes 447 amino acids. Gene Ontology annotation, molecular function: cyclin-dependent protein serine/threonine kinase regulator activity. Lineage: Eukaryota; Viridiplantae; Streptophyta; Magnoliopsida; Malpighiales; Salicaceae.